This is a messenger RNA of Prunus avium (sweet cherry), 1934 nucleotides long. NCBI's taxonomy places the organism in Eukaryota, Viridiplantae, Streptophyta, Magnoliopsida, Rosales, Rosaceae. The record is from RefSeq and is a predicted model, not a curated record.
UUUUUAGUUAUAAUUUUGAUUUUUAUGCUUUUACGUUUUUAUGUGUGUGAGUUUUGAAUUGUCGUUGAGUCGUUGAGGCAGGGCCAUGGUGGGUGAAGAUGACACACAACACAGUACUGGAGCAGUAGAGUAGACCUUAGCUUUUCUUUUCUUGUUUGUUUUAUUUGUUUUGUGGUUUGAUGAUAUUGCAAAUUCCCCUUAAAACGACGUCAUCGGCUGGGCUGGGGUCUGCAUUUGCCUCCUUGGCCCUCCAUUCGCGUGCCCUCCUUUUACGCUCUCUGUCAGAUCUCCCUCCUCCCUCUCUCUCUCUCUUCAUAUAAGUCUAGUCUCUUCUGUCCUUUUUUUUUUUUUUUUUUCUGUCUCUCUCUCUAGCCUGGGAUUUUUUCUCCCUCUAGGGUUGUUUUGGGAGUUUGAGUCUCCACCCUUUUUCAUUCUCUCUCUCUUUAGCAAAAACAAAACUUUAUCUUUCUCUGUUUCCUCAUCCCAACAACAGUCUUAUUAUUAUUAUUAUUAUUAGCAGUUUGGUUGGAGGAGAUGCGUCGAAGACCAAGCUUGGUUCUUUGGUGCAGUUAAGCAGACAUAUACAUUAUGAAGCGUUUCGGUUUGAAGCAAUGGGCAGUUGUAUUUGGUCAUGGAAAUGAAGGAGAGACAACGUUGGAGAGCUGAAGAGGACGCUUUGUUACGUGCGUAUGUGCAGCAAUAUGGACCAAGGGAGUGGAACCUUGUAUCACAGCGCAUGAAUACGCCCCUAAACAGGGAUGCCAAAUCUUGCUUAGAAAGGUGGAAGAAUUAUCUCAAGCCCGGCAUCAAGAAAGGAUCACUUACUGAAGAGGAGCAGCGCCUUGUCAUUUGCCUUCAAGCCAAACACGGUAAUAAAUGGAAGAAAAUUGCUGCUGAAGUCCCUGGACGUACUGCCAAGAGAUUGGGUAAGUGGUGGGAAGUGUUCAAAGAGAAGCAGCAGAGAGAACAGAAAAACAAUAAGACAGUUGACCCUGUUGACGAGGGUAAAUACGAUAGAAUUCUUGAAACUUUUGCUGAGAAGCUAGUGCAGGAGCGUGCUGCCCCAUCAUAUCUCAUGGCUACUUCAAAUGGGUCCUAUCUUCAUACUGAAACAUCUUCUCCUGCACCUACGAUGCUUCCUCCUUGGCUUUCUAAUUCCAAUGUGACCUCCAAUGUCAGGCCACCAUCUCCGUCUGUUACCCUGAGUCUGUCUCCAACAGUUGCACCCUCUCCUCCAAUUCCUUGGCUGCAGCCUGAUAGAGGAUCAGAUAAUAGUCUAGUUUUGGGCAAUAUGCCACAUCAUGGCUCAGUUCCUGUUUGUGGAGAGAACCUUGUAAUAUCUGAGUUGGUAGAGUGCUCUAGAGAGUUGGAGGAAGUGCACCGUGCUUGGGCAGCGCAUAAAAAGGAAGCAUCCUGGAGGUUAAGGAGAGUAGAAUUGCAACUGGAAUCGGAGAAGGCUUGUCGGAGGAGGGAGAAGAUGGAAGAGAUUGAGGCGAAGGUGAAAGCUCUAAGGGAAGAGCAGAAGGCUGCUCUGGAUAGGAUUGAAGCAGAAUACAGGGAACAAUUAGCAGGGCUAAGGAGAGAUGCCGAAGCAAAGGAACAGAAGUUGACUGAGCAAUGGGUUGCAAAGCAUUUGCGUCUCUCUAAGUUUCUUGACCAGAUGGGUGGCAGGCCAAGGCUGGCUGAGCCUAAUGGCCGGUGAGAGAUAUCUGUUAUACAUGGUCAGUUUAGAUCGUAUGAUGUCCAAAUUUCGGUUUUCUGUUUUGUUUAUCAUUUCUCUUUCGGUCUUGUGUGCAUCCUCUGAUGAAAUGCUGUUAUAGGAUGUCUAAUCUUAUACUGUCUGCCUAUUGGCCUGGACCGAAUGACUCUAAGGUUGCAUUGCAUUAUAAUUUCAGCAGCUAUAUUACAAUUGUAUUUUAACUGUUUUCACAAAA